GCUGCGCGGCCGGGGAGCAACAGAUUGCGGAAAGGGAAAAGCAACCAACAUGGCGGCGGAGCAGAGCCCGCAGCCGACGCAGGAGAUGAUGGAGGUUGACAGGCGGGUGGAAUCCGAAGAAUCAGGCGACGAGGAGGGGAAGCGGCAGGGCUGCACCCUGGUGGCCGAGCUGAGCCAGCAGAGCCUGAAGGACGGCGAGGAGCCGAGGGAGGAGAACCCCGAAGGGCAGGAGCCACCCGUGGACAUGGACACCAUCAGCCUGGACAGAGAUGCCGAGGACGUGGACCUGAACCACUACCGUAUCAGGAAGAUCGAGGGCUUCGAGGUGCUGAGGAAGGUCAAGACGCUGUGCCUGCGGCAGAACCUCAUCAAGUGCAUCGAGAACCUGGAGGCGCUGCAAGGCCUGCGCGAGCUGGACCUCUACGACAACCAGAUCCGCAAGAUCGAGAACCUGGAGGCGCUGGCUGAGCUGGAGAUCCUAGAUAUUUCUUUUAACCUGCUGCGAACCAUCGAGGGGAUCGACAAGCUGACGCGGCUGAAAAAACUCUUCUUGGUCAACAACAAAAUCAGCAAAAUCGAGAACUUGAGCAGCUUACAGGAACUGCAGAUGCUGGAGCUGGGCUCCAACCGCAUCCGGGCCAUCGAGAACCUGGACGCACUGGGCAGCCUGGAGAGCUUGUUUCUGGGGAAGAACAAGAUCACAAAGCUGCAGAACAUGGACGCGCUCACCAACCUGACCGUCCUCAGCAUGCAGAGCAACCGGCUGACCAAGAUGGAGGGUCUGCAGAGCCUGGUGAACCUGCGGGAGCUGUACCUCAGCCACAACGGCAUCGAGGUCAUCGAGGGCCUGGAGAACAACAACAAGCUCACCAUGCUGGACAUCGCAGCCAACAGGAUCAGGAAGAUCGAGAACAUCAGCCACCUCACGGAGCUGCAGGAGUUCUGGAUGAAUGACAACCUCCUGGACAGCUGGGGUGACCUGGACGAGCUGAAGGGCGCGGCACGCCUGGAGACGGUCUACCUGGAGCGGAACCCGCUGCAGAAGGACCCGCAGUACCGGCGCAAGAUCGUGCUGGCGCUGCCCUCCGUGCGGCAGAUCGACGCCACCUUUGUGCGCUUCUGAGCCCCCUGGGGACCUCGGACCCAGCGGCCGCAGCGGGGGUGCGUGCGGGGCCCCUUCGGGGGUGGUCACCAGCCGCCGCCCCUCACUGCCCACCCAGCCGCGUCCUGCGGGGAGACGGCCCUCAGGAGGGGACCCGGGCACCCAGGCCUCGCAGCCGGGCCCCUGCUCCCUUGGCCCCUUCACACCAGGCUGUAAAAAUCACACCCAUUAAAAGAACCAACAGGCCGGGA
Molecule: messenger RNA, 1353 nt
Organism: Erinaceus europaeus (western European hedgehog)
Lineage: Eukaryota; Metazoa; Chordata; Mammalia; Eulipotyphla; Erinaceidae
Gene: PPP1R7
Product: protein phosphatase 1 regulatory subunit 7
Exons: 10
Coding region: 50-1123 (357 amino acids)
Molecular function (GO): protein binding
Source: RefSeq, a predicted model, not a curated record